AUGGUUGAUUCGCAUGAUCCCGAGUCGGCAGAAUCCUGCAGCUUAACGGAAGACGACGUAGAACCCAAGCUAAAGUACGUACGUUUGUCGAAUGACAUAAAAAAUAUUCUCAGCGAGGAAGCGAUCAGCUGCAUUGCGGUGCAUCCUAGGUUCCUCUGCCUAGGCACACACUGGGGUCGGAUACACAUGCUCGAUCACCAGGGCAAUUGCGUGCAAACGGUUAUAAAUGCGAAAGAAAAUGCGCACAUUCUCUCGGUUAACAAAAUAUCUGUAGAUAGCAGAGGGGAACAGAUCGCAACCUGUUCCGACGACGGCAAGGUGAUAAUUAGUGGACUCUAUACGGACGAGAACAAUCAGACGCUCAGCACGGGAAAGAUAAUUAAAGCUGUUGAGCUGGAUCCAAAUUACCACCGUUCGGGCUCGGGACGAAGAUUCAUAAUAGGAGAUAAUAAAUUGGUGCUCUACGAAAAGACCUUUCUGAAAGGAUUAAAAUCGACCAUCCUUAGCGAUUCCGAGGGCCAGGUUACUGCCAUCAAGUGGAACGGACAGUUCGUAGCCUGGGCAAGCUCGCUUGGAAUUCACGUGUACGAUCUGCAUGAAAAGUGCUCACUAGGAUUUAUUCAAUGGGAAGAACCGAAAGAGGGAAAGCUUAGCGACUACCGUUGCAAUUUAAACUGGGCCAACUCUACGACCUUGCUCAUCGGUUGGGUAGACACCGUACGAAUAUGUGUGAUACGAAAGCGAAACGCUAUCGAAGUGUCCACAAGAAAUCUUCCUGUUCACAUAGUCGAUCCAAUGUCUACAUUCCAGACUGACUUCUACAUCUGCGGUUUAGCACCACUCGAGACGAACCAGCUGAUUGUGCUCGGAUACUCGAAAGAACGUGACUCCGAGACGAACAAAGCCCUGCGACCAAUCCUGUGCGUGUUGCAGUACAAUGCUAGUGAUUACAUCGAGAUAUGCACCGACAGUUUAUCGAUGCGAGGCUACGAGGAGUACAAGUGCGAUGAUUAUCAUCUGGAUUGUCUAAUUGACGAAAAUCAGUAUUUUAUCGUUUCACCAAAGGACGUGGUGGUUGCUAAUCUCUACGAAACGGACGAUCGCGUGCAGUGGCUCAUUGAGCAUGGAAAAUUCGAACAAGCGAUGGAGGUGAUAGCCCAACACGGUGGAAAAUACUCACUAAUAACAGUUGCACGGCUGUAUCUAGAUCAUUUGCUCUCAAUGCAGCAGUUUGACGAAGCGGCACGGUUAUGCCAGCGCGUGUUCGGCACUGACAGACAACUCUGGGAAGAGGAAGUUUACAAAUUCGUAAAGGUGAAGCAACUCCGAUCAGUAAGCAGCUAUAUACCGAUUUCGGAUUCAUGUAAAUUAAACCCACACGUGUACGAGAUGGUUCUGUACGAGUAUCUACAGCUCGAUCCGAACGGGUUUUUGCGAUUGGUAAAAGAGUGGCCACCACGCCUCUACAACACCAAGGCCGUAAUCAAUGCUGUCAACGACCAUUUCAACAAGAAAGAUGCCAACAUUCUGUUGGAGGCACUAGCGAUAUUGUACACACACGAGAAGGAAUUUGACCGCGCCCUAACGAUGUAUUUAAAAUUGCAGCACAAAGACGUGUUCGAACUGAUCACAACCUACAGCCUGUAUGCCAUGGUGAAGGAUUGCAUUGUACAGUUGAUCGAGCUAGAUAGUGAUCGCGCGAUUACCAUGCUACUGAAGGAUAAAAUCCCCGCCGAAGAUGUGGUUCGGGAAUUGGAACAGUGCGAACACUACCUCUAUCGCUAUCUAGAUGCGUAUGAUAAGGUGCAUAGCAGCGAGAAGUUUCACUGGCGGCUCGUGAAUUUGUAUGCACGUUACGAACCGGAAAAGCUGCUCUCUUUUCUUAAGCGCUCGAACAGCUAUCCCAUUCAGGAGGCGUACGAUAUUUGCAAGCAGCUGCAGUUCUUUCCGGAGAUGGUCUAUUUGCUCGACAAGAUGGGUAGUACGCGGGAGGCGCUCGCCAUCAUAAUGCACAAUCUACGGAACGUGCAGAUGGCAAUCGAUUUCUGCAAGGAACACGACGAUAUGGACCUUUGGAACGAUCUGAUUAAUGAAUCCGUCGACAAACCGCAGGUGAUGACGAAGCUGCUGGACAGCAUUGCGGGGUUCAUAAACCCGGAGCUGCUCGUAGACAAAAUUAAGCCCGGCCAAGAGAUCGAGGGUCUAAAGAAAUCGGUCAUUAAAAUGCUUUGCGGGUACAGCCUGCAAGUGUCGAUACAGGAGGGAUGCAAUCAGAUACUAGGUGCCGAUUACUUUGCCAUGCACGAGCGCCUAGUGCGAGUGCAGCAAGGCGCGUUGAACGUCUCAACGGACCAUAUAUGUGGUGUAUGUCGACGAGAUAUCAUCGUGAAGGACAACAUGAAAACGGACAUUGUAAUGUUUAACUGCCGACACUACUUUCACGAGCCGUGUCUGCUAGACAAGUACAAUCUGGACAUUUGCAUAGUUUGUAACUCGAAAAAAUGUGGAACCACGGGAACUUUCUAGGACUUUUAGCUGGGCAACGCAGCGGAGGCUGUUACAUAAGCAUUCACUUCAUAUUUGUACUCGAAUUGUAUAUUCAAUUACGCUGAUUUUCACUUGCUGACACCUUUUUUUGUGAAUUUUAUUGUGUUUUGAACCAAAAAGGGAAAGUUAUUCUAGCCAUGAUGAUUUGUAUAGGACAAUUACAGUUUUAUUAUAAUAUAAAUUAAAAGCAGCAUAUUGGUUUGAGCGGUUUGG
This is a messenger RNA of Anopheles nili, 2760 nucleotides long. RefSeq names its product vacuolar protein sorting-associated protein 41 homolog (gene lt). Gene Ontology annotation, biological process: macroautophagy; endosomal vesicle fusion; cellular response to starvation. The transcript has 10 exons. Gene Ontology annotation, molecular function: protein binding. Bases 1 to 2526 code for a protein of 841 amino acids. Gene Ontology annotation, cellular component: late endosome; HOPS complex. NCBI's taxonomy places the organism in Eukaryota, Metazoa, Arthropoda, Insecta, Diptera, Culicidae. The record is from RefSeq and is a predicted model, not a curated record.